Messenger RNA from Funneliformis mosseae, 487 nucleotides. Lineage: Eukaryota; Fungi; Glomeromycota; Glomeromycetes; Glomerales; Glomeraceae. The record is from the annotation of a GenBank genome assembly.
GACGAAAUUAAAUGAUUUUUUAGGAACCAUCCACUAUGAUGAUAUAUAUCGUCUUCCUUAUAAUGGCAACGUGCAAAUACUUUCUAUUCAAUCAAGAAGUAAUGGAAGGGUUCAAAUUUUAACAGGAAAUGGUUUGAUGAAGCGAAAUUUAGUGCGCGAAUCUCAAAGGUUACAAAUCUAUAAUCGACAUCUGAUCAAUUUAGCAAUGAUUUAUAUAUGGAACAUACAUUCGACUUCAUUUCAAAGAGGUCAAUUCAUAGACUUGGCAAACGAUGCGAAUAUUCUAAAUCGAAACCACGUUUCGCGAGGUGAUUGGAUCAAUACCCCUAGCACUAUUGAUCUUAUUUCGAGAAUAACGGUUCCACAAAUUUCUAGUAAUAAUAAUGAGCAAAAUUUCUUUAACGGUGCCGCCUUUAGUGAUGGCAACAAUUUCGAGUCUUUGCUUUCACCUGACGAAUGUUUCUUGGAACCUUUAUCCUUCCCUUAA